Molecule: messenger RNA, 604 nt
Organism: Owenia fusiformis
Lineage: Eukaryota; Metazoa; Annelida; Polychaeta; Sabellida; Oweniidae
Source: the annotation of a GenBank genome assembly
UUGUGUUAAGUAUUGCUUUCCUAUUGUGGAGAAGACGAUUCAAUAGAACAACAGAAAAAGGCGAAACUCGUGAGCACCAACUCGAGAAAAUUGAACCAAACCGUCCAACAGCUAAUAGAAGCUUUGCUGAUGGUUCAGAUAACUUAGCCUACGAAACCAUCGGGAGAUGCGAUGAUCCAACCGAGGAAAGGACAUACGAUAGUGUACCAAGAGAGAACUUUGAGAUUUCCUCAAGUCAGCUGAAACUUGAAAAAGAAAUCGGAAAGGGAGAGUUUGGUGUGGUAUGGAAAGGUCAAGGAAAAAACAUACCACUGUGUGAUAAAGUUGUAGAUGUAGCCAUCAAGACUCUCAAAGAUCCGAGUGAGAAGAACAAAGGUGACUUUUUAAAAGAACUGGCGGUUAUGAAACUUCUCAGUCAUCCUAACGUAGUUAGUCUCGUUGCAUGCUGCACCAAAAAUGACCCAUACUAUAUUGUUGUUGAAUACAUGGAAAAUGGUUCCCUGAAAGAUUUUCUUAAAAAGAACAGAGCCGAUGGAAACAAAGUGUAUGACAAUCUCCACUCGGGAACAAAGUCACUCACGUCAAAGCAGCUGUUACUAUUUGC